GGGAGCGGCUAAGUCCCGAGUCGGGACCCUGCCAGAGCGGAUGACGCGAGAUUUCUAAAAUUUUCCCCAAACCAGGGGGCCGUUUGAUAAAUUGGUGUAAGGUCAGGUCCUGAUCCCCAAAUAAUUCCGGCUACGAUCUCUGUUCUUUCCGAUCGGGCCAGACAAUAUAAUUCCUCGUCUGGUUCAAACACCGGAAACCUUCUCUUGUUGGUAUCUAUAGUAGUCUCUCUCUACUACAGCAAUCUCCAAAUUCAUCGGCAAUCACAGAUUUGUCGAAUUGUUUCGAUCCAAUUCGCCGCUGUCCAGGUUUCACGGACGCUUUUCCUCAUCCUAUUAGAUUUGGUUUUAUUUGAGUCUGUUUGGUGUCUCGAUUUUGAAGGAUUAGAUUAUAUUUUGCUUAUGCGGAGUGGUCUGGGCUGGAUGUGGUGAAUGGAUCUGUGAUUUUACCGUGGAUUUCGUCGCAAUUUUGGUCGCGGCUGGCCUGGAAAUAUGGCGGGGCAAAACCAGGGAGGGCCAAAUAUGGAUCAAUUCGAAGCGUACUUCCAGAGAGCGGACUUGGACCGAGAUGGAAGGAUCAGUGGAGCUGAAGCUGUUGCUUUUUUUCAAGGAUCCAACUUACCCAAACAAGUACUUGCUCAGAUAUGGAUGCACGCUGACCAGCGCCGUACUGGAUUUCUUGGCCGCACUGAAUUUUAUAAUGCCCUCAAACUUGUAACUGUGGCACAGAGCAAGCGAGAUUUAACUCCAGAUAUUGUCAAAGCAGCAUUAUAUGGUCCUGCCUCAGCAAAAAUCCCUCCUCCCCAAAUUAGUCUUGCCACUACCCCAGCAGCCCAGGUAAAUCCAGUGGUUGCUGCACCUACACCACAGAUGGGUCCAGUUGCACCAACAUCAUCUCAAAGUCUUGCUUUCAGAGGACAAGUACCUUCAACUGCAAGUAUAAGCCAGCAAUAUUUCCCAUCUCAAGGGAUUCAGUCAGUGAGGCCACCUCUUGCACAAUCUAUUGGUAAUGUUUCCCAUCCACAAUGGGCUGUUGCAAGUCCUGCUCUUCCAAAUUCAAACAAUCCCAGCGAUUGGCUUGGUGGAAGUACCGGUGGAAUUUCGGCUGGUGUAUCUCAUGUCACAAACCAAGGAAGUCAGGCAAUAUCCUCUGCUGCAUCUAAACCACAAGAUUCACUUCUGUCAGCUUCAUUACUUGCUAAGGAUUCUAAUAAAUCAGUUGGUCCUGUGAAUGGGUUUGCUUCUGACCCUGCAUUUGGAGGUGAUGCAUUUUCUGUUGUCCUAUCUUCAGCAAAAAAUAAUUUGCCAACACAAUCUGCAAGUACUGCAGCAGUAUUGUCUGCCAUUGGUCCGGUAUCUACUGGGCCACAACCUUCGCCUAAGCCAGAUCCAUUGGAUUCAUUGCGAAGUACAUUUAUGCAACCAUCUACAGGAAACCAGCUACAGGUCACACAGUCACUUCCAAAACCUACUCAACCGGUUGCAGCUCAAACAGCUUCCACACUUGUAUCGACAGGAAUUUCAGGCAGCCCAGGAAGUUUUACUGCCAAUCAAUCUCAACUGUCGUGGCCAAAAAUGACACCAGCUGGCAUUCAAAAGUAUACAAAAGUUUUUAUGGAAGUAGAUACUGAUAGAGAUGGUAAAAUCACUGGUGAGCAGGCCCGGAACCUAUUCUUGAGUUGGAGACUGCCAAGAGAGGUCUUAAAACAGGUUUGGGACUUAUCUGAUCAAGACAGUGAUAGCAUGCUUUCUUUGAGGGAGUUCUGCAUUGCACUUUAUUUGAUGGAACGAUACAGAGAAGGGCACCCUCUUCCACCAGUGCUUCCAAGCAAUGUUUUGCUUGAUGAGACUCUUUUGUCUCUGACUGGUCAGCCCAAUACUUCCUAUGGAACUGCAGCUUUGGGACAUACUGCUGGUUUCAGACCGCAGCAAGGGAUGCCUGGUGCCCAACCAACACCUGCAGGUGGUUCUAGGCCACCACUGCCUGGAAUGUUUCCUCGAGCUGAUGGAGCAAUGCAAUUUGAUCAACAGAAGUCCAGAAUGCCAUCAAUGGGAAGUUCCCCGGUAAGCCAAUCCAAUGAUGGGGAACAGAAAUCAGUAGACACAAAGUUUCAGGAGUUGGCAGACACAGAGAAAAAGGUUGAAGGCAAAGAGAAGGUUGUUCUAGAUUCUAAAGAGAAGAUUGAGUUCUACCGAAUGAAAAUGCAGGACCUUGUUCUGUACAAAAGCAGAUGUGAUAAUCGCCUCAAUGAGAUCACAGAAAGGGCCUUAGCAGACAAGGCUGAGGCUGAGUUUCUUGGUAAGAAAUAUGAAGAGAGAUACAAACAAGUUGCUGAAGGAGCCUCUAAAUUGACAAUUGAAGAGGCAGCAUUUCGUGAAAUUCAGGAGAGGAAGAUGGAGUUGCAUCAGGCAAUCCUUAAAAUGGAACAAGGAGGCAGUGCAGAUGGGAUUCUUCAGGUUCGUGCUGACCGUAUACAAUCAGACCUUGAGGAAUUAAUGAAGGCUUUAACUGAUCGUUGCAAGAAACAUGGAAUAGACAUUCGAUCAACUACAGUUAUUGAACUCCCCACUGGCUGGCAGCCUGGAAUCCCAGAGGUAUCAUCUGUUUGGGAUGAAGAUUGGGAUAAAUUUGAAGAUGAAGGAUUUUCAUUUGGUGUUGCCAUGCCACCCAAAACCAAAUCCGCAUCUUUCGAGAGGGAAAAUGAUUCUGUAAAUGGUGCUUCAUCCCCUGAUUUAAUGUCGUAUGACGAUGAAAUGUCAGAUAAGCCUUUCAGUACAGGUGGGCAUGCCUUUGAGAGUGAAUCAGCUUUCAAUCACAGUGAAGAUGAAUCAGGAAAAAGCCCAUCUGGCAGUUCAAUAGGACAUACUGCAUCUGGAAGUCCAUUUCAAGAAUAUUCAGAUAACCAUUUUAAGAAGAGUCCUGAGGCAGAUGCAGAAAGCCAUAGAAGCUUUGAAGAACCAACCUGGGGUAACUUUGACAACAAUGAUGAAGCAGAUUCAGUGUGGGGAUUUAACAAGGAUUCGGAUCAUGGCAAGCAUGGAGAGAAGUAUUUCUUUGAAUCUAGUGACUUUGGGGCGAGUCCAAGAACAACAGAUUCCCCAAGUGCAGGCAACAUCUUCCCAAAGAAGAGCCCCUUUUUCGAGGAUUCUGUACCUAGCACUCCAGUUUCCAGGACUGGUUUUUCCCCACCAAGGCACAGUGUGGGAUCAACAGACCAAUUCUUUGACAAUAGCUCAAGGUUUGAUUCUUUUAGCAUGCACGAUCAAGCAUUCUCCCCUCGACGGGAGACUUUCACAAGGUUUGACUCUAUAAACAGCAGCAGGGGAUUCGACCCCAGUCAAGGAACUCUCUCUAGGUUUGACUCUAUAAAAAGCACUGGAGGGUUUGACCGCAGCGAAAGGUUCUCUUCUUUUGACGAUGCUGACCCAUUUGGCUCGAGUGGUCCAUUUAAGGUUUCAUCAGACAAUCAAACCUCUAAAAAGGGUUCUGACAACUGGAGUUCUUUCUAGAUGGGGAUUCAUAAGCCUUCACGAUUCAACCUCAACUCCUUCGCUUAUCUUUAUUCGUGUGGGGUGCCAUGAAAAUUUUGCGUGUUGUAUAGCCUGAACAAGUUCUAGACACUGUUGAUGUUGGAUUGUCCUACGUGCCACAAUUCAAAGGGUGAAGAUUCAUGCUUUUCUGUUGUCAUUGAUGAUUUCCACUCGAAGAUUCAGAGGAUAGAAGCAUCAGGUUCCCUUGUCAGCCAGCUCCCGGUGGUGUGUGCUUUAAUGAUUUUGGCUUUGUAAUGGUGCUGUUAUUGUGUUUGUUUUCUUUGAAAAUUUUAGGUCAGCUCCGCUCUUCUCCUCUUUUUAUAUUAAGAGCAUGGACAAUAUUCAAGGGCCUUAUCUCAUCGUUUAGAGUUGUAAGCAGAGAGAAUUCUGGUGUGUUCUACUUGUCACCCUGGUUAAAAAGAUUGAUAGACUCUAUUGUGAGGCAAUAGUUGUUUAAAUGUUUUAGUUUUUAUUUUUUGUUGUUACCCGUUAACACGAGCUGAGAGUCAGUGCAGAUCUAUUUUUUUUAUUUUUGAAAAAAAUAUUUAAUGUAAUUGUGAUAUCAUAUCA
Diospyros lotus (date-plum) is the source of this 4098-nucleotide messenger RNA. RefSeq lists its product as uncharacterized. Gene Ontology annotation, biological process: endosomal transport; endocytosis. Gene Ontology annotation, cellular component: nucleus; cytoplasm; plasma membrane. The transcript has 13 exons. NCBI's taxonomy places the organism in Eukaryota, Viridiplantae, Streptophyta, Magnoliopsida, Ericales, Ebenaceae. Bases 490 to 3507 code for a protein of 1005 amino acids. The record is from RefSeq and is a predicted model, not a curated record. Gene Ontology annotation, molecular function: protein binding; calcium ion binding.